UUCAUUUCAUUGUAAGACGCUUCAGUGUCUACUUCGGAAUUCUCUUCUAGAAAUCCACAUAAAGUCUCAAACGUUUCAAAAACUUCGUAAUGAAGUCACAAACCUUCUAACAACUUUGCUAGAAAAUUAUAAACGUUCCAACGACUACGUAAGAAAGUACUGUGAAAGUGCAAGAUAGAGUGCAUAUUAAGUGUAAGAAGAAGUUCGUUAAGUUCGUUAAGUGUAUCUUCGUAUUUCAUAUCAUAAUUAAAAUGAAUAAUCCUGCAUACUACUGCAACAUGGAAGUUAACGGCUGGUCCUAUCCAGCAAUGGAUCAAAAGAUUGGAGAAGAAAUGCAGCCAAAUGCUAAUGUCCAAAUAAAUCAACCGAAUUUAAAUUAUUACAUGGAGCAACAAGAAUUAAAUAGUCAAGCAUCACCGAGUCUCUUGGAAACUAUUUUACGUCAUGGAAAGAAUGCAGUUCAGGAUGGAUAUUCAAAUUCGUGUGCUGACUCUGUUUCGCCGCAAAGCAACGAUACUACAUCAUUAACAGAGGGAUGCUUAGGACUUCGAGAAGCUAUUGUGCCAAUGGGAUGUGAACAAUAUCUCGCCCAUACGCAGCCACAGGAUUACGUUCAUCCGAUGAUAACAUCCACCCCUUCAACAUCCACGCAACGACACCAAUACUCUGCAUUAAUGACCGCGGACGCAACCAGAGGACAAAGUAAACGUACGAGGCAAACCUAUUCACGUUUUCAAACCCUUGAAUUGGAAAAAGAAUUUUAUUCGUCACGAUAUUUAUCCAGAAAACGUCGUAUGGAAAUGGCUGAUUUUUUAUCUUUGACGGAAAGACAAAUUAAAAUUUGGUACCAGAAUAGACGGAUGAAAGCUAAGAAGGAAGGACAAACUGCUAUUAAUCCAACGAGUAAAACAAUAUUAAACAAUAGUACUUUAUCAGCUCGAAGUGGAUCAAGUAUUGUUCGAUCGCAGGUCAAUCGAGUAGCAAGUUUAUCAGCUCCAGUUUCAUCUGCGUCAAGAGCCACGGUCACUAAUUAUGAGCAACAAUCUAUACCCCAGCAAUACGGACCACAAAAUCAACAACAUUAUCAGCAAAUUUAUCAGCAACAUUAUCAACAAUACAAUUAUCAGUAUAAUGAACAAUACAAUCAACAGUAUUAUGAACAACAUUCAUCAACAGCCAUUAUAACGCAGCGCAAUUUACACAAUCCUUAUCUUGCAUAUCAUAAUAUAAAUCAUACAAUACCUAAUACUAAUAACAUACAAUACCUUCACCAACAACAACAUCAACUUAAUCAUUACGAUAACAUUCAUCAUGACGAUAGAAGAAAUAACGAAAGUUGCUCUUCAAUAAAUCCCUUACCGCAAUAAUGCCUCGGUUAGAAGCAGAAUUUCAGA
Molecule: messenger RNA, 1394 nt
Organism: Vespula pensylvanica (western yellowjacket)
Lineage: Eukaryota; Metazoa; Arthropoda; Insecta; Hymenoptera; Vespidae
Product: homeobox protein Hox-C4a-like
Exons: 2
Coding region: 252-1367 (371 amino acids)
Biological process (GO): negative regulation of transcription by RNA polymerase II; anterior/posterior pattern specification
Cellular component (GO): nucleus
Molecular function (GO): DNA-binding transcription factor activity, RNA polymerase II-specific; RNA polymerase II cis-regulatory region sequence-specific DNA binding
Source: RefSeq, a predicted model, not a curated record